AUGGGGGCCAUAUUAGCUCAACAAGCAGAAGAUACAAGGAUAGAAAACGCCGUGUAUUACCUCAGUAAGAGGAUGCUGGAAUAUGAGUUGAAAUACAACAAGAUAGAAAAGUUGUGCCUGGCUCUAGUCUGGGCCUGUACCAAGCUGCAACACUACCUCUCGUCUUGGGCCUGUACAAAGCUGCAACACUACCUUUCGUCUUACACAACCUAUGUCAUUUCUGAAUCGAACCCCUUGAAAUUCCUUAUGGAGGCCGCCUAUGACCUGAAAUUUGUACAACGUAAGGCAGUAAAAGGCGGAGCUUUGGCUGACCAGUUAGCCGAAUUACCGGUCGAAGAUCAAAUGCCGAAGGUAGAAUUCCCCGACGAAAACCUGUUGCACCUGGAAAAUCAGGUCUGGGAGAUGUACUUCGAUGGAGCCUCGAAUUACCAUGGAAAUGGGAUUGGAGUUGUAUUCAAAACUCCUUGUGGAGAAUACGUCCCAAUUGCAGUUAAACUAGACUUUGACUGUACCAAUAAUGAGGCCGAAUACGAAGCCUGUAUCAAGGGAUAG
This is a messenger RNA of Jatropha curcas, 552 nucleotides long. Lineage: Eukaryota; Viridiplantae; Streptophyta; Magnoliopsida; Malpighiales; Euphorbiaceae. The record is from RefSeq and is a predicted model, not a curated record.